CCCCUGCACCCGCGCUCCGCCACCUCCCAGGGAUUCACGCUACUUCCGGGAGGCCCUCGGCCCUGCGCAGGAACCAGGCGCGCUUGGGGGCGGGGCUUUGUGACGUCACCGAGGUAACGCUCAUCCCGCCCCCCGUCUUUCGACGCAUGCGCACUUUCAUCGAGGACUUCAUUUCCCGGAAUGCCCGGUGUGCGGGCAGGUGACCGCUGACGGUGCCCGGCCUGGACGGUGGCCUGCGGGGCAGGGGACAGGAUGGCGGAUCAGAGAGUCUUCCCGCUGUCGUGCAAGGUGCAGCAUUAUGCGUGGGGCAAACUGGGGUCCGACAGCGAGGUGGCCCACCUGCUGACCAGUGGUGAUCCACUGGCCCAGAUUGAGGAAGACAAGCCAUAUGCAGAGCUCUGGAUGGGCACCCACCCCCGGGGGGACGCUGUGAUCCUUGACAACCGCAUCGCCCAGAAGACUUUAGGGCAGUGGAUCUCCGACAACCCCACUUGCUUGGGGUCAAAGGUCAAAGAUGCCUUCCAGAGCCAGCUGCCCUUCCUGUUCAAAGUGCUGUCAGUCAACACAGCCCUAUCCAUCCAGGCGCAUCCCAACAAGGAGCUGGCAGAGAAGCUGCACGCUCAGGCCCCAGAACACUAUCCAGAUGCCAACCAUAAGCCCGAGCUAGCCAUUGCCCUCACCCCUUUCCAGGGCCUUUGUGGCUUCCGGCCUGUUCAGGAGAUCGUGGAGUUUCUUCAAAAGGUGCCUGAAUUCCGGGCCCUGAUUGGCAACGCGGCGGCCGAACAGUUAGAGCGGAGCGUGGGGGAUGAUCCCCGCGGGGUGGCCUCCGCCUUGCGUAUCUGCUUCACCAGCAUGAUGAAGAGUGAGAAGAAGGUGUUUGUGGAGCAGCUCAAUCAGCUCGUCAGGCGGAUCUCCCAGGAAGUGGCCGCCGGAGAGAAUGUGUCCGCCAGCAACGGGGAGCUCCUGCUGCAGCUGCACACUCAGUACCCGGGCGACAUUGGCUGCUUUGCCAUCUAUUUCCUGAACCUGAUGAGGCUGCGGCCGGGGGAGGCCAUGUUCCUGGAAGCCAACGAGCCCCACGCUUACCUGAACGGAGACUGCGUGGAGUGCAUGGCCUGCUCAGACAACACGGUGCGGGCCGGCCUGACGCCCAAGUUCAUCGACGUGCUGACUCUCUGCGAGAUGCUUAACUACACGCCCGCCCCCAGUAGUGCCAAGCUGUUCACCCCCGUGCAAGACCGCCUGGACCCCUGCGUCUUCACCUACGAUCCGCCCGUGCCCGACUUCACCGUCAUGAAGAUAGAGGUCCCCGCUUCCGCCAAACCGUACGCGGUCUCGGCCCUGGAUUCCGCCAGCAUCUUGCUGGUGGUGCGGGGAGAAGCAGUGGGCACCUCAACCGCGGCCCAGUCCGAGCUAGCCCUGCGACGCGGCGUGGUGCUCUUCAUCGCGGCCAACGAGAGCGUCUCUCUUCAGAUCACCUCAUCCGGCAGCCUGCUGAUGUUCCGGGCCUGCUGCUUGCUGUAGUCUUCCGUGUCCUCGCCCCUGCCCCCCUUGGAGAUGUCCCCCCUCCUCGGGUGGUAUGUCCCCAUGACCAGGACUUAGACAAGUGCCUCAGAGCAGCGGCAGCCCCGGUCCCCGCACCCGGUCCCGGUCACCAAUUGAUCAGUCAGUGAUAUUUAAUAAGCACGGUACCAAGCGCUUUGGAGAUCCUGGGUCAAUUGGCCUUGGGGUGGAAUAGGAGACGUAGAAGCAUCUUGGCAUUGGUUUUCAUUGCGCCAUCUUGGAGACCUCACCUCCCUGGGAAAGCAUCGGGGAAAGGACGGAGAAUAGAGGAAGAGUCUCUAGGGAUUAAGGGACUAGGUUUCUCCAAGUGCCUGGCUCCUCUGGUUGAGAUUUGCUUGGUCCCUGGGCCUGUGUGGGAAACAGGGAUGGGUGGGUCCUAUUUCCCGCUGAAAGCCUUCCCCCUGCCCCCCACCUUCCUCACCAUCCUUUCCUGAGCCCUGCAGAAGGGUCUGCAGGUCCUUUCGCCCCUCUGGCCUAGUCGUGAUUACAGAAGCGACAUGGCCAAGUGGAAAGAGCAGGGGCUGGGAGGCAGAGGAACUGGGUUCUGAUCCCGGCUCUGCCACUUACCUGCUA
Messenger RNA from Tachyglossus aculeatus (Australian echidna), 2136 nucleotides. RefSeq names its product mannose phosphate isomerase (gene MPI). Gene Ontology annotation, molecular function: mannose-6-phosphate isomerase activity; zinc ion binding. Gene Ontology annotation, biological process: carbohydrate metabolic process; GDP-mannose biosynthetic process. NCBI's taxonomy places the organism in Eukaryota, Metazoa, Chordata, Mammalia, Monotremata, Tachyglossidae. Bases 253 to 1524 code for a protein of 423 amino acids. The transcript has 9 exons. The record is from RefSeq and is a predicted model, not a curated record. Gene Ontology annotation, cellular component: cytosol.